AUGCUACCUCUUAUGCUUGUGAUUAUAUUCCUGCUUAUGCUCCCGAUUAUACUUGUGCUUAUGCUUAUUAUAUUCCUGCUUAUGUUCCCGAUUAUGCUUGUGCUUAUGCUACCGCUUAUGCUUGUGGAUCAGUCUGCAUGA
Messenger RNA from Pieris brassicae (large cabbage white), 141 nucleotides. RefSeq lists its product as uncharacterized. NCBI's taxonomy places the organism in Eukaryota, Metazoa, Arthropoda, Insecta, Lepidoptera, Pieridae. The transcript has 3 exons. The record is from RefSeq and is a predicted model, not a curated record. Bases 1 to 141 code for a protein of 46 amino acids.